AGCACGUGUAGAAAAUAGUAUGGUAGUGUAACUGGAACACAAUGAAGUCAAAGAAAGAUAAAAAAGCUCAAGAUCCAACUUUAGCCAAAAAACGACAGGAAAAACAAAUAAAAACCUUGUUAAAUCCCAAGAGUGCUAGAUUGAUUGUUAGAAACUUACCCUUUAAGUGUGAAGAAGAAAGUCUGCAAAACGUCUUUUCACCAUAUGGAGAAAUUACUGACAUCACAUUACCCAAAAAAGAAGAUGGAAAAUCGAAAGGAUUCGGUUUUGUUCAAUUUUCUGACUUAAAAGAAGCUGCUGAAGCUAUAAAAGCUUUGAACGGACAAGAACUAAACGGCAGACCCAUUGCUGUAGAUUUCUCUCUAUCUAAAAGUCGUUUCGAAAAAUUAAAUAAGAGACAACCAGUUGGUAAUUUAACAGAUGAACCUGAGAAAGAGGAAGAGAUUAGGGAGGAGGAAAAUAAAGAUGAUAACGAUGAUUAUAUAAGCAAAGAUGAUGUUGAUAAUGAAGAUAUAAGUGAAGAGGAUGAUGAUGAUGAAGAUGCUGAUGAUUCCGAAAGUACGGAUAAGGACGAUGAUGAAAGUGAUGUUGAUGAAGAGAGUGAUAAAGAGGACGACGAUUCAGAUGAUAAAACCCAUGCUAAUAUGUCGGAUAAAAAAAAUGAUGACGCAAAAGAUGGUAAAACAGUUUUUGUUCGUAAUAUGUCACUGGACUCUGAUGAAGCAGAAUUGAAGGAACUCUUUACACAUUUUGGUACAGUCGAAUAUUGUCGAAUUGUAGUCGAUAAAGCCACACAGCACAGCAGAGGAAUGGCAUUCAUUAAAUUUAAAGAUAAAUUAUCAGCUGAUGAGUGUGUUCGAAUUGCGAAUGAUAAAUCAGAUCAAGGAGGUAUAUUCCUCGAUGACAAAGAACUAUCUGUAAUCGUAGCACUUACAAGAAAUGAUACGGAGAAGCUUAAGUCGGACAUGCAAAAAAAAAAUGCAAAGGUUGAUAAAAGAAAUUUAUGGCUUGCUAGAGAAGGUCUCAUUAGAGCUGGUACGAAAGAUGCUGAGGGUAUUACACCAGCCGAUUUACAGAAGAGAGCCAGAAUAGAACAGAUAAAAAGAGUAAAACUGAAAGAUCCCAAUGUAUUCGUGUCAACAACUCGUUUAUGUAUCCAUAAUAUACCUGUCCCCGUGACUGAUAAGAAGCUUAAAACAAUUGUUCUAAAAGCAAUUGAUGAGAAAAAAGCUCGAAUUAAUGAAUGCCGUAUAAUGAGAGAUCUUAAUAAAUUGAAUAGUAAGGGAAUUGGGCGCUCUCGUGGUUACGCUUUUGUAAAUUUUAUAGAGCACGAGCAUGCCUUAUUAGCUUUGAGAACCCUAAAUAACAAUCCAGAUAUAUUUGGUGAUUCCAAGCGUCCGAUCGUUGAAUUCUCAUUGGAAAAUAAAGCAAAACUACAAGCCCGGGAAGAGAGACAGCAAAGAGCACUGGCCAAACAGACUGAAAAGCAAACAAAAAAGAAAACGAAAAACUUUAAAACAGAUACAUCAAAGACGCCUGUUGAAAAGCAAAAAGUUAAGGGACUAGUGUUACCUAAACGUUCAGGAGCUAAAGUUAGGCAUAAGCCCAGACAAACUGAGACCACUAAGGGAAAAAAGACUAAGAAAGAGAAAAGAAAAAGAGCUUUUGCUGAGGAUGCUCAAUUGGUAAGGCUUCUCACUCAUUUAAAACAAAUUAUUGUCAAAUUUAAUAAUCAAACAAACUGCUAUUUUUCAGUUGGGGACCGUAAAUAAUGCGAAGAGGAAAAGGCAGUACUAUGAGAGUGACAAAUUUGAUAAACUCGUAAAUAAUUAUAAGCAAAGCAUUAAAAGCAAAAGUUCUAAAUGGUUUGAUAAAUCAUAAUGAUUCUUUUUUUAAAUAAACUAUUUAAACCGUUUGAUAAUAGGCUAAAGAUACUUUUUUAUGAAUUAUAAAUAAUUUCCCAUACGCUUAUAACUUUGGUUUAACGAAAGCGAAAUAAAAAUCAAUAUGCUGUAUAAACUCUUUCACUUCUCCGCCCCUUCUCUAAUUCGCUCUAUAUGUUGCCUAAUGUUAUUAUACUAGAUGUAAGCUAUGCUAUUUUUUUUCGUGAUCGUUAUUAAAACCGCUUAGUUUUUUAAAAUAAUAUGCAAUCUGAUAGUUUGAGAUUGUUAGUUUGUACCUUAUGCUAAAUUGGCCUUUUUCUACUUUUACAUAUCAUCUUUCAUUGAAAUUAAUCAAUUUGUACAGGCUGUGUGUGCUUUACGUAUGGUAACAAUCGACCAUUUGUAAAGAUGAAUAACUAACUCGAG
This is a messenger RNA of Dimorphilus gyrociliatus, 2309 nucleotides long. NCBI's taxonomy places the organism in Eukaryota, Metazoa, Annelida, Polychaeta, Dinophilidae. The record is from the annotation of a GenBank genome assembly.